Staurois parvus is the source of this 820-nucleotide messenger RNA. The record is from the annotation of a GenBank genome assembly. Lineage: Eukaryota; Metazoa; Chordata; Amphibia; Anura; Ranidae.
AUGUCUGUCUGGCAAGUACAUGAAGUAUUGACAGAUCAGGAAGUCACUGUGCUCAGCAUGUGUGCAGCUCGGGUCUCUGGGUCUCAAGAAAGUAGUCUGGACAUCCUUGCUCGACCAAAGGCAAAUUUCCUGAAAUACCAAGACAGGCCAUCAGUUUAUUGGCAGGACAAACCAAAAAUGUCUUCUGUUUGUGGUCUGACAGCAAGACAGGAGGAGCUGGCGAAGCAUAAAACAAUGAGCAAUAUGUAUAUAGAAGACAGACCAUCUCCUAUAUGGCCUGUUAGUUCCAGUGCACUGCAGGCUGUCCCUUCCCCACGAGUGGAGAAACUUGCAGAGCCUAGGAGUGUUAAUCAGUACUGGAUGAAAGACCGAUCUGUUUACAGUAUUAUAACUGAAGGAGCUAAGAGAACAUCUGCUAGUCCACGCAUUGUGCAGCUAGCCAAGCCAAAGAGGCAUACAGACAAUGGGAUGACCAGCAGACCAGAGAGUCAUCAAGAUGAAGAAAAAGAAAAAGAGAGUCCCAGAUCUAAUAAAUCAGUGACUGCUUCAGCUAGAACAGAAGAGCUAGCAGUGCCUAAGGCAGAACACCCCCAGUACCAUCAUGAUCUCUCAGUCAUACGACAUGUUUCUGCAUCCUGCCCUUCAAGCUCAAGCCUCAGACAGAGUUUGCCAGCUUGCAAAACCAAAAACUCGAAAGUCUCUCUUUGAAGGAUAUGACCCCUACCGAAUUUCAGCUGCAGCUAAGCAUGCUGAGGCCUCUCCACGUAUUGUUGAGCUCUGCACCCCCCCAUCUCGCAGGCAACGUCAGAAGAAAAUCUGA